UAAUAUAUAGGUUUCACUUUCUGAACUGAGUGACAAAAAAUAUUGACCUUUUUCAUGAUAUUCUAAAUUUUGAGAUGUACCUGUACACAUCUAUGUGUAUCCACUCAUGCACAUUUCAAUCAAAUGGUCUGUAAAUGAAGACUGGUCAGAAAAAAAAAAAUCUAACCUGCUUUAAAACCCAGCUACACAACUGUAGCUGUACAACCACCCAACAGCAACACUGCUUUAACAAAGAGUUAUAUAUAUUUCCACAAUUCAUUUACAUCGUUUUAAUAUGCAUUUACACCAUUGUCCAGGCUCCUCCCUCCUGUGUGCAAUGCAUUGUGGGCAAUAUUACCCAUUAGAGUGUGCAUCGUUCUGCACUUUGAAUUUCUACCGGAAGUAGUAGACCAUCCAGGAAUUUUUGGAAUACUCUUUUCAGUAUACUACGAUUUGGGGCAUACUAAUUCUAUUUUUGAAUACUAUUUAGGACACAUAGUAUGAGAAUUUGGACACAGCAUACGUUUUUGUGUGUUAACUAACAUCAUUACCAUUAUCAUUAUACGUGGUGUAUAAUAUACAAAGCAUAUAUUCGUCCAUUUUGUCAGCAACUGAGCAAUUGAGUUCAAAAAAUUAUGGAAAAUCACUGAACUUUACAACACGUGACGCUACAAGAGUGAAAAAAAUCAUCCUAUGAUUAAUGUAACUACUUUCUACUCAAUGACCUUGAUAGAAAUGUAGUGGAGUAAAAGUAGAGUAUUUGUCUUUCAAAUGUAUUGAAGUUAAAGUAAAAAGUAUCCAGAAAAAAUAAUACUCAAGUAAAGUACAGAUACUCAAAAAGUGUACUUAAGUACAGUACUCAAGUAAAUGUACUUCAUUACUGUCCACCUCUGUAAAGAUAUAAUUACUGUAUAUAAACAUCAGCAUCUGAAGCAUGUAAAUGUGGUUGAAUUAACAGUUUAAUGAGCCGUGUGUAAUUAGCAGCUAUACAUUUAUCCUUGAUAGUUUGUUACAUUAGAUUUUUUUUUUUUUUUUUGCCAAAAUGUCUGACCUGGGUUUUUUUCUCCGUUUGGAACGCCGCCCACACAAUGCUGCCCACCACUGUAAACCACUGUGCAAUUUCUUUGUAGGUUGUCCUCAAAGAAGGCAGUCAAAAUGUCCAACGACGCUGAGCCUGACCCAAAGAUGCAGCCCAUGUCUGCGGGAAACGGUGAUGCCAGCUCUGCUUUGGCUGUGAAAAACGGCAUCAUGAAGGUCAAGAAACCUGAAGAGCAGGAAUCCAAAUUCACUGGACUGUCUAAAGAGGAGCUGUUUAAAGUUUCCAGAACACCAUGCUGGGUGCGAGCCAGAUGGGCGCUCCUCAUCCUCUUCUGGCUCGGUUGGCUUGGCAUGCUGGCCUGUGCCAUUGCCAUCAUCGUACAGGCUCCUCGGUGCAAGCCGCUUCCUGAGAUGAACUGGUGGGAUUUUGGACCCCUGUACCAGAUUGGAGAUGUUGAAGCAUUUGUUGGACCUUCUGGCCUUAAAGGUUUGGUGGUGAAGGUUGCUUCUUUGGGACAACUGAAGGUGAAGGGUCUGAUUGUUGGUCCUAUUCAUGUGUCUGCUGCUGAUCAACCUGACAGCCUGAAUUUGACAGAGAUUACCCCUGCUGUUGGCAAUCUGACUGAUCUGGAGGCAGUUAUUAGUACAGCACACAAGAAGGGCAUCUCUGUGGUUUUGGAUCUGACCCCUAACUACAAAGGAUCUGAGCCGUGGUUCUCUAAUACAUUGGUGACAAAUGUGGCAGAAAAAGUCAAGGUUGCCACUGAUUACUGGUUGACUAAAGGUGUUGAUGGUAUCCUGCUAUAUGGUGUUGAUAGUGUUGACACUGUUGUACCAUCAUUUUGGACUAGCAUAAGGGAGAUUGUCAGUAAUCACACUAAAGAGGAGAAGAAAGUAAAGAAGAAAAGAGUCUUAAUUGGAGCUACCAAGACCACAUCUUCUGAUGAGGUGAACAAGCUGUUGAAUGGCACUGGUGUGGAUUUGCUCCUUUCUAACGUCCUGAGAUAUAAAUCUGGUGCUGAGUUUGGUCAGGUUGUGCAGGAUCUCUACUCCCAGAAGCAGACCCGACUGGCUUGGAACUUGGGUCACCGUGUCAAGGGACACUUGGCCAAUAUUGUGGAGUCUGUGACUAUCAAGAUGCACCAGCUGUUGCUGCUUACCUUGCCUGGUGCUCCCAUCUUCAACUAUGGUGAUGAAAUUGGACUAAAGGAUAGGAAUACAGUCUUUCCGGUGAUGAUCUGGGACACGACAGACACAAAUGAGACUAAGACCGAGGUAGAACAGAGGAAAUCUCUCUGCACAUUCUUCGAGACUGUGAGUGGCCUGAGAGGGAAGGAACGCUCCCUACUGCAUGGAGAUUAUGUGCUUCUGUACAGUGAUGCUACUACUCUCGCUUUCUUGCGGGCAUGGGACCGAAGCGAACGCUACGUAGCUGCAUUCAACUGGUCUCCUAAUGAUCCAGUCACACUGCAACUGAAACAUGAAAUGCUUCUUGAGAAAGCCACAGUUAUUGUUGAUACUAACAAGGAAAAAGUGGCCCCUGAUCAGUCCAUGAACUUGACCCAGUUAGUCCUGGAGCCACAACAAGCUGUUUUGCUUAAAUUUCCACAGGCAUGUACGGUAGGCAAUAAGCAUGAUGUGUGCUUUACUUGAUCUGCCUCUCUUCAUACCCUGAUGUGCGAGCUAGCCUAUCAGUGCAGUGCGAUCAGUUUUCAUCUUUUUUAAAUAGAUAAUAACGAACUCUUGAUGAAGGCAAAAGUAUAAACCCAGAGAUUCCACAGUAGUCCUUUAGGUCCAAAUAUUAAACUUUGAGUUUUAAGCACAAUAUAUUGGUAAAAUUAUAUGAUGAAAUCUAAUAAUAAUAUAAUAAUAUUAUAAUAAUAAUAAUUAAUAAAAAAUAAUAUUAUAUUUAUGAUGUACAGGAUUUCCACUGGGCACUGAAAAGCAUUAUGUUAUAAAAGUAUUAUAUUAUAUUCCUAUAUAUUUAUACUUGCUAUUACAAAAUUUGUACAGUAGUGUGAUAAACACUGGCCUCUGUCCAGCGCAGAAUUGCAGUAAUGCCAGAUGUUUGGACAGCGCUUGAACUUGAAGCUUGAAGUAAUGCAGAAAGUAAAUUUUGCAAAGAAAUAGGAAAGUGCAGUUUCCAGCAAAACUGACAAGAUAAGUGGAAGAUAAAAAUGAAGGACGUCGUUGCAGACCGUUGCUGGUCAACGUGGACAAAUUGGCAAUGUUUAUAUAAAAAAAAAAAAAGUAUAUAAGCUAUGUACGAUGGGUGUCAAUGCCGUUAAUUUUCAUAUGCAGUACCAUAGGGACAAAUCAGCUGUAAAAGCCAGUCUCAAAGACAAAAUAACCUCAGACACCACAACUGCUGCUGCCACUACCGAAGGACAAUCGAAUGGCCUUCGAGCAGCAUAUGGUUUGAAUGUGACGGUGGUGUGUGUGUGCCUGUUAGACCUGAAUCAUCUCUUUUCUAUUAGUAUGGAUGGCCCAAAUAUGAACUUCCUCAAUAAUCUUCAGCAAGAACAUAAUGAACUAUACUGUACUACACAAUUUACUCAAUACUGGCUUCUCCACAUAAUAUUGAGAAGCUGUUAAAAGCGAUGCACUUUGUUUUUCCACAGUGUCCUUGCAAGAAGAGAGGAUUAUACCAAAUUUAUUGGCUCAGCUCUUUUUUCACUCCCAUUCUGUGGAUACAGAUGGGUGGUAAAUCUGCCUGUUGCAGAGAGCGCCAUUUGUUGAGGGCCAGAGACUUGUCAGGGGGUUCUCAAAAUGUGCCUUGCAAUUACUGGCUUUUGUAGCCUCAGCCAGAACCAGAUAGAGGAUCUACCAUAAAGAAAGAGAGCUCGUCAGCUUUGUCAGUGUCUUCCCUCAGGCAAUCAGGUGUCUCAACAGAGAACUGCGCCUAUAUAGCAAAAGACAAAGUAAUAAUGUAUGCAUUGCAAAGAAUAUGUGAAGAAUUUUUUUUAUUUAUUUUUAUAUCAUUUAUUUAUUUAUGCAGUUAAUGCAAAGAUCAAAAUGCUGACAAACAGUAGUUUUAUAUGGCCAGAUUACGCCUAUAAAGUAAUUAUUUAUGAUGUAGUACAGAAUUAUAAUAUAUUAUAAUUUACAUAUUAGGGCAGGAUGGUGGGUUAGUGGUUAGUGCUGUUGACUCACAGCAAGACGGUUCGAAUCCCGGGUUCGAACAGGCAGGGACCUUUCUGUGUGGAGUUUGCAUGUUCUCCCCGUGCCUGUCCAGGGUGUCCCACUGCCUUUUGCCCAAUGUGUCCUGGGAUAGGCUCGAGCAGAUCCCCAUGACCCUAAUUAGGAAUAAAGCGGGUAUAGAAAAUGAAUGAAUGAAUUUAGUGUUCUUUACCAGGACAGUGAAAUAUCAAGCUGCUACACAGUCACUGUCACUGCAAUACAGUAUUUUAAACAAUCUAGCUAAUGUUCAUGGCUCUAGCUCUUGAUCCUGCCUUUUAUAAAAUCUAGAUUUUCUAUUGAUGGACUGCCUCCUUCUGGCCAUCAGCAGAAAUGCACUUUUUUUUUAAUGAAAUUAAACUUGAUUUAGGUGAAGGAGCAUGCUGAGACACUUGCUAUGAUUUGUAACCUUGUUGUUGUUGUUGUUUGCAAAUAAAAUGCCCCCACUUUCUUUAACUGAAAUGUAAAAAUCUCAUAACAUUUAACAUUCCGGCCCUUUGGACGUCCCUGUCCAGCCUGCGUUAAGUCAGUCAUAAAUAUAAAUGAACAAGUAUUUAUGCUGUGCACGCAAUAUAACUGUGUUUCUUUUAUUUUUGAAAAGCCUGGAGUGUUAUUAUUUCCGUAUGGACGUGCGUGCGUGUCUGAACAGUAACAGGUGAUGCUGGUGCGUUAUGCUGGUCAGCUACCCCCAAAAAUGUCAGCUCCCGUUUAAAAAAAGAAAAAAGUUGAUGACAAAUGCCGCAUUUUCAACAAGAUAUGGACUGCAAAAUAUUUAUUUACAGAAAUCAAAGGUAAAGCCGUGUGCUUAGUUUGUCUUACACAGGUCGCUGUGUUCAAAGAUUACAAUCUGAAUCGCCACUACGUGACCAAACACGAGGAGAAAUACAAGAACUUGUCUGAUGAAGAGUCGGAGGCUAUGCUAGCCACGCUACAAACCCGACAAGAACUUUUUUACAAAAAUUCCCACACACAGAGAUGCAGCUGUCAAGACAAGUUAUGUCAUAUCUCACAAAAUCACCAGAAAAAGUAAAGCGUUUUCUAACGGAGAGUUUA
Molecule: messenger RNA, 5247 nt
Organism: Hemibagrus wyckioides
Lineage: Eukaryota; Metazoa; Chordata; Actinopteri; Siluriformes; Bagridae
Product: 4F2 cell-surface antigen heavy chain-like
Exons: 8
Coding region: 1135-2670 (511 amino acids)
Biological process (GO): amino acid transport; carbohydrate metabolic process
Source: RefSeq, a predicted model, not a curated record